Molecule: messenger RNA, 1258 nt
Organism: Angiostrongylus costaricensis
Lineage: Eukaryota; Metazoa; Nematoda; Chromadorea; Rhabditida; Metastrongylidae
Source: the annotation of a GenBank genome assembly
CGGAGUUUUGCAAGUAUCUGAGCGCUAUAGUAGUUAUAUCUCAACAUUACUGUGGUUCUUUUGACUAACUUUUAAGCCAUUUUUUUGAGGAUCCACUUAUCUGAUAUUUACGUACAAGUUGACGUUUCGGCGGAUUUCGCCUUCCUCAGAGCCUGGAAGAGCCAAGUUGACAAUCUUUUUAGGAUUUACGGACUCUUUCUAUUGGAUCUCACAUCUGCACAAAAAAAUCGGACUCAGUCAUAUCAUUCUUGUUUUGGUGCUUGCCACCUAUUCGGCACUUGGAGCGAUCGUCUUCUAUUACCUGGAAAAACCAAAUGAAAGGAAAGUGAGCGAUUUAACGGCAACUUUUACUCAUUUUUCACUUAUGUGUACCAUCGAAGAGAUGACAAUCGACAACGCUUAUGUCAAAAUGUUAAAUGUCGAAGGUACCUAUAGAUGGUCUACAUUUUAUCGUUCCGAUGAUCCAGAGAACAAUUACAAAUGGACUUUCGCUAGCAGUUUCUUUUUCGCGAUGAACGUCUACACAACAACAGGAUACGGGUCAAUAUCACCAGAGACGGAUGCUGGAAAGUGGUUCGUAAUAGUGUACGGCUUCAUUUUCGUACCGGUCACUCUGGUCGUGAUUCGUGAUCUCGGACAAUGGCUGCUUUUAGCCAUCACUAAGAUCUAUGCAAGAAUUUUACUCAAAUACAGGCGAUGCUGUGGCGAGAAAUCGGACAAACCGAGUGAAGUCAUCCGUUUGCCAAUCGUCAUAAGUGUACUUAUCAUGAUAGGAUUUAUUGGCUUCAUGACGGUGUUCGUCUACUAUUUGGACGAGAUUUCUGGUCCACCAGGAACCGGUUUGGAUUGGUUCCAUUCAUUUUACUUCUCCUAUAUGUCAUUUACGACUAUUGGUCUUGGUGAUGUUAUGCCAAAUAAUGCUACUUUCGCACCCAUCGUGUCGAUUCUCUUCUUCCUUGGUCUUCCGAUCAUGAAGGUUGUAAAUAGAAUGACAUAUAUCAUAAUGGAGAAUGGAGCAUUCGGAAUGCUCACUGUCAUCGAGAACCGAAUCGAUAACUACUGGAAAGGGAAACAGCCGGUGAUCGCUGAAGUUCCGGCCGAAUGGGUGAGCAGCGUUACAAUUCACUCGAUUGCUACCUUCAUGAAAUCGAAUCGAGACGUCUACGGUGGAAGUUUCGGCAAAGUACAUCUUCGUACCGCUGACGUACUGUCGCCCAACGAGCAAGACACGGUACUGUCAAGAAGAUCGCAUCGUUAA